AAAACUGUAUAUUUUAAAAUCUGUAAUCUAACCCCUGAAUCAAGAACAUUGCUCAAAGUUUGCUUUACACUCAUCGAGAUGGAGUCGUCUGGAGGAGUCGAUCAGGGAAUGUUUAUUUCCUAGCGGAAGGAGACAGUUUUUUCUCCGAGAAGCAGUUUCUUGUUUCGGUUUAUCAAGUCGAGAUUGACUGGAGAUAUAUGCCACGACUCGAUGUGUUCUACAUCACGGAUAUCUACGCAGCAUUUCGCUUUGAGGAAAUAGGACCGAUCGGAUUGUGAGUGCAUGGAAACUGAACUGUAAAAAAGUUGAACUAUUAGAGUUAAGACCGAGAUUACCAGGAUGUGGAAAAGUUAAGGAUGCAGCACAUCUGGAUAUGACUUGCGCCGGUGAUUUAACUACAGUCGCCGUUAGGAGAUUUCGAGUAAUGAUAAACGAGUUUCAUAAACAGAUGAAGUUUGAUCAACUUAAUUCUUGAGUGAGCACAAGACGAAAAGCAGACAUGAAGGCUUCUGAGAUGCUCGCUGUACUGUUUGUUUUGGUGUAUUCAAGGAGUUACACAACUCUUGCAGAUCACGUUUUGACUGAGUCUCCCCCAGAAAAUGGUGAAGGCGAGGAGGUCACUUUACAGUGUAAAUGUGAGAACACAUUGGCCUGUGAAAACAACACCUGCUGGGGCCGUAUCUGCUUCUACACUUCGAUCCAUGAGCGGGUAGUCAUUGGCUGUUUUCACACCAUGGAGCAGUGCCAUGUGCCUAAUAUACCUGGAGUGUAUACCAAGUGCUGCACCUCUGCACACCUCUGCAAUGCAAACAUCAGUGUGCCUAAAAAAACAGAAGACCCAGUGGAAAAGCCCAUCAGUAUGAUUCUGCUGGUGGGAGUGCCGCUGUUGGUGCUGCUGGUGUUGUCGAUGGCAGCCUGUGGGCUCGUGUUGUGGCUGCGUACGAGGCGACAGCACCACCAGCUGGUGGAACACGACACCUCCAUGCUCAAAGUCCCCAGUGGAGGGGACCCAACAUAUGGGGACAUAUUUGAUGAGUUUUGUACGUCAGGCAGUGGGACCGGCCUGCCUUAUCUGGUGCAGAGGACCAUGGCGCGACAGAUCUCUCUGGUUGAGUGUGUUGGUAAAGGGCGUUAUGGAGAGGUAUGGAGAGGCACCUGGAUGGGAGAGAGUGUGGCUGUCAAGAUUUUCUCCUCUCGGGAUGAACAGUCCUGGUUUAGAGAGACUGAGAUCUACAACACAGUCCAACUAAGGCAUGAAAACAUCUUGGGCUUCAUAGCAUCAGACAUGACGUCGAAAAACUCCAGCACUCAGCUGUGGCUGGUCACGCACUUCCAUGAGCUGGGCUCCCUCUAUGACUUCCUGCAAUACAGCACGCUGGACCCCGAGGGCUGCCUGCGCGUGUGCCUUUCUAUCGUUAGCGGCCUUGUGCACCUCCACACAGAGAUCCUCAGUAUGCUGGGCAAACCGGCCAUUGCACACCGAGACCUGAAGAGCCGCAACAUUCUGAUGAAGAGAAAUGGGCAGUGCUGCAUCGCAGACCUGGGCCUGGCUGUCAUUCACUCUCAGUCUUAUGAUUAUCUGGAUGUGGGCAACAACCCGAGGGUGGGCACCAAGCGUUAUAUGGCACCAGAGGUUUUGGAUGAGAGUAUUCGUGUUGACGUUUUUGAGUCUUACAAACAAAGUGACAUCUGGGCCCUAGGUCUCGUCUUGUGGGAGAUAUCUCGUCGAACUAUUGUAAAUGGGAUUGUGGAGGAGUACAGACCGCCGUUCUUUAAUGUGGUGCCCUCUGACCCCAGUUUCGAGGAGAUGAAGAAAGUUGUGUGUGUGGACCAACAUAGGCCCAGUCUCCACAAUCGACUACACUCUCAUCCGAUCCUGUCUGCAGUUGCGAAGAUUAUGAAAGAGUGCUGGUUCCAAAGCCCUUCCGCUCGACUCACUGCUCUGCGUGUGCGAAAGACGCUCUGCAAACUGGACCAAGACCAUGACUACGACAUCGCCAAGCUCAAACUGGACCUCUAGAAUAAACUGCCAUGCAUAGCCAAAGAAGUUGAAUUCUAAUGGACCCACAUGACACAUUCAUCCAUCAGAGUACUUUUAGACUCUUUUAAUGUGCUUUUCAAGCUUCUUGACUUAAAUCUACAAGGAACAUGGCUUAUCUUAUCAAGACAUUAGUUCACUGUGGGAAGUUGAGGCUAUUACUGCGCUGUUUCUCCUCUAAUAUAUAUCCCCACGAAUGCUUUUCCAGGACCCGCUUAUUUCAACACAGUGACUCACUUCUUACUGAAAUUAAAAGAAGGUUGAUGAACCCACAAAAUAUUUUUCGCUAUAGUGAGAGAGAGUUUUUUUCAGGCAGGAUGUGGGUCUUAACUUCCUAAACAUGACUGAAACCUGGAAAGGUAGGCACAUGCUUUAGACAGUUUUUUGCACUUGUACAUUUUUUUGGCGCCAUGAAAGACCGGACCGUCUUUUUAAGAUCAAGUUCUGCAUUACAACUUGCACCAAGUCAUUAUUAAAACAGAGGACAUUAGUAUAGUGCACUUUUAUAAAUUGUUAAAUGUUUUUUACAAGAUUAAAAUUACAAGUACAUUACUCUAGAUGUACUUUUUUAUUUUAUUAUAUAUAAUGUACAGUAUAAUUGCUUUUUCAAAAAUAAUCUUCAAAAAUGUAUAUAUUGCACAAAAUGUCUAUUGUUAUUUUCACUCCAAAUAAUAGUAAGUAUUAAUAAAUUUCAGGAUACUGAA
Carassius auratus (goldfish) is the source of this 2742-nucleotide messenger RNA. RefSeq names its product activin A receptor like type 1 (gene acvrl1). The coding region runs from base 500 to 2020 and encodes 506 amino acids. The transcript has 11 exons. Gene Ontology annotation, biological process: cellular response to growth factor stimulus; transforming growth factor beta receptor signaling pathway; protein phosphorylation. Gene Ontology annotation, molecular function: transmembrane receptor protein serine/threonine kinase activity; ATP binding. Gene Ontology annotation, cellular component: BMP receptor complex; plasma membrane. The record is from RefSeq and is a predicted model, not a curated record. Lineage: Eukaryota; Metazoa; Chordata; Actinopteri; Cypriniformes; Cyprinidae.